AUGUUGAAGCUGAAAUUUAAGAAAGUCGACGGCCGCUGGACCUGGUGUGACGAGUACAAACAAGGAUUCAUCCUCCCAAGAUAUAAAUGCGUUAAUCACAACUCUCUGUCUCCACCGAACCGACUCGCGCCAGAGAUACUAGGGAGAAUCUUUCAGCUUGUCCUCGGCAAUAACUUUAGUGACAGCAUAAUUUUCAUCACGCAUGUGUGCCGCUAUUGGCGCGAUGUUGCUCUGGGCCAUCCGAAUCUGUGGCGCAAACCCGCGAGUUCCAGUCCCGAGCUCGUGAAGCUUAUGAUGCAGCGCAGCAAGAACUUAGGUCUCAAUCUGAUCGUUGACACGGUUUUGAGGGAUGAUGGCCUCCCGGCACUGGAGUAUGCCCCCUGCUACGAAUAUGCUAUCAAGCGCAAGCUGGCUUAUGUCGGACAGGCCGCUUCCCUCACCCUUGUUGUCAACGACAUAAUGGCUAAUUUCCCCUCAUACGCGAUGCGCAAGCUCCGGACCAACGCACCUCUUCUAGAGUCUCUGACGCUUGGCGUCAUGGAGGUUAAGGCGCCAUUGAACUUGACCUCCCUACAGAGGUACUUCCCAAGGCUCCGUCGCCUGACAAUCAGUGGGCGCGUCUUCCCGCGCAGCUCUGGGAUGUUCGGGAGCCUCACAUGCCUUGACGUGUGCUCAAGCGAUGACCGGAAGGUGUUGGAAGCUCUGAAGGACACUCCUCUACUAAAGAAGCUCAUCCUGCGUAUCUCGAUGUCGCCACCUUGCAAGGCAGACAAGGACACCGUUGCAAGGCUGCCUCACCUGGAAGAAUUUUGCAAGACUGGUCUCUCGCCCUCCAUGUGCAUAGAUUUCCUAUCCCAUCUAAUCGUCAGUCGACCAGUCAGCCUGAUCCUGCGGUGCGACCACGACAACACCGAGCCUGCGCAGAUGUCAUCGGCCGCUGAAGUGGCCUGUCGGUUCCUCAUGGCCAACCAUCGCACCGUCUAUCGCUUUGCAGAAGUCCAUGCCGGUGAUGACAUAGUCUGCAUAUUCCGGCCUCUUGCCCCUGCACAUGCCAUUACACAGAACCCCCCCACAACCCACUUUCGUAUCGAGCUCUCCCGAAAAAGGGCCUAUCUUCAGGAGUGGCACCAUUACCUGCCCCUGGGAGACGUGGAAGUUUUGCGCGUCCACGAACACAUGUUGGCGCGCCGCGAGCUUCCUGAUUGUUGGGCAACCACCGGACUUGCAAACAAGUUCAAGUACAUGAACCAGGUCGCACGCCUGGAAAUCACCGACGACGUCGCCCAGCACCUCAUCCCGCAUCUCGCUACGAACGCACGGGCACUCGACCCAGGCCACCCCGCGUUGUUUCCGCGUCUGGCGCAUAUUCACUUGUACAUGGAAAAAGCACGCCGGAUCCUGCAUAAUGAGGAAGAAGGCGUGGUGGAUGAUUUCUUCGACGUUAUGGAGAACUACCUGAGGGAACGCCAGCAGGAGGGGGACGAGAUCGAGGAGCUGGGAAUUCACGCCCUGCCCACCACAUUGCGGAGUGACGUGCUGAACGCGAGAUUCAGGGGCCUCGUUCGCCAGCUAUGCUUUUCUCAUUCUCACAUGGAGACCUCCUUGUGCCCCGAUUUCAGCCUAUCCCAGAAAUCAUAA
This is a messenger RNA of Gloeophyllum trabeum ATCC 11539, 1638 nucleotides long. RefSeq lists its product as uncharacterized. The coding region runs from base 1 to 1638 and encodes 545 amino acids. The record is from RefSeq and is a predicted model, not a curated record. NCBI's taxonomy places the organism in Eukaryota, Fungi, Basidiomycota, Agaricomycetes, Gloeophyllales, Gloeophyllaceae. The transcript has 3 exons.